AUGGAAGGAAACCUUUCUCUGUGGGACUCCACCCCUGCGGACCCUCUGGAGACCUUUUCCAUCCUCAACUCGUCUGGUCCCCCCCCUCUGCCCUGGGAAGCCCCCACCUUCACGGUGGCCGCCCGCUGCCGGGUGGCAGCCACCCUGGUGCUGUUCCUGUUCGCGGCUGUCAGUAACCUGUCGGUGCUGAUCAGUGUGUGCUGGGGGCGGGGCUACCGCCUGGCGGCACACCUCCGCCCGCUCAUCGCCAGCCUGGCCUCAGCUGACCUGGUGAUGACCUUCGUGGUGAUGCCGCUGGACGCCGUCUGGAAUAUAACGGUGCAGUGGUAUGCUGGGAACAUCAUGUGUAAGCUGCUUUGUUUCCUCAAACUGUUCGCCAUGCAGGCCGCAGCCUUCAUCCUGGUGGUGGUGAGUCUGGACCGGUACCGGGCCAUCCUCCACCCUCUGGAAUCUCUGGACGCCGGGCUGCGGAACAGACGCAUGCUGCUGGGGGCCUGGACCCUCAGCCUGCUGCUGGCCUCUCCACAGCUGUUUAUCUUUCGGGCCAUUAAAGCCGACGGAGUGGACUUCACUCAGUGUGUCACCCAUGGAAGCUUCCCGUAUCUGUGGCAGAAGACGGCAUACAACAUGUUUCACUUUGUGACGCUGUAUGUCUUCCCUCUGCUUGUCAUGACUUUCUGCUACACCUGCAUCCUCAUCAGAAUCAAUGGGCAAAUGCACAAGAGAAAAGGUGUGUUACUCUGAAGCAGUGAUGGAGGUCUGAUCCUACAUUUAGUCUUAUCAAUGUUUUGAUGUAUUUGACCUGAGGGAUUAUAUAAUUUAGCUAAAUGCUGGAGCCCCAUAAUCACUCAGAAAAUAAGAAUGACAUCAUUAUGGGAUACAAACUAUGCUAGCAUCAUUGACCAAUUGAACUCAAAUGAUCGCACCACCCAGCCAGUGUGUGUGGCUGCAUCCACUGUCCAGGUUUUGUUAUCGCCCUUGUUAAUGCUUAGGUUUAGGAUUUCUCAUUUGAUUUAAUUAUCUUAAAGUUGCUUGUUGCAUAACUUAGUCAUUGUUGGUUAUUUUCUGUUGGAUUGUAUGAGCUCUUUUCUGGUUAGCCAGCGAUACUGAGGACAUAGGUCUUUAUUUAUAACUGACAAUCAGCUUAAACCCAUCCGUCCAUCAAUUGAAAAAAUAUGUAUUCUUGUUUUGAGAUCCUGUAUUAAGUGAUACAUACUGUGAAUUACCAUGUUAUAUGCAAUUUAUAUAAUUACAAAAAAAAGUUGAUUAUUUACUUUUACUUGAUCAUAAUACUCUGGUAUUCUUUCUAUCAAAGCCAUUGUUUUUUAGUAUCAUUUUAGCCGCCACAUGGGAACAUAGAGCAGUCAGAAGAUCUGAGAGGUAGGAAACAAACGUCCAGGUUA
Molecule: messenger RNA, 1403 nt
Organism: Notothenia coriiceps (black rockcod)
Lineage: Eukaryota; Metazoa; Chordata; Actinopteri; Perciformes; Nototheniidae
Gene: gnrhr1
Product: gonadotropin releasing hormone receptor 1
Exons: 2
Coding region: 1-744 (247 amino acids)
Biological process (GO): G protein-coupled receptor signaling pathway; cellular response to hormone stimulus
Cellular component (GO): plasma membrane
Molecular function (GO): protein-hormone receptor activity; peptide binding; G protein-coupled receptor activity
Source: RefSeq, a predicted model, not a curated record